GCUUUAUUCCCUGAUGCUGUUCCAACUCACACUAUUCAGUGAACCUCCACCUAGAACCUAUUCUAAAUACCAUAGUGUUACCACGGCCAGGACAGGUGAAAGGAUACCUUAAGACUGGGAUGAUGUUGGAUGGAGAAGAGGCUGGGUUAAUUCUGAAAAAAAGGCCAAGAAUGUAUAAUCUCCAACCAAACAGUGGUGAGCAGAAGAUCAACAGAAAGUCCUGCAUUAUGGUUCCACCUGUUCCACGACGUCUGUGUGUGGAGACAAUGGAGCGGGAGGAAAUUUGAAGAAACUAUGGCAAGAGAAUGUGGUUGAAAGCAGAGGAAAUUCUUCAUGAUUGAGAGUAAAGGAAACAAGCUAUUAAACGCAAGGUCCGGCGAUGGAUUAAGAUCCUACUUUAGCAACAAUCUCCAACCUUGCUAAGAACAGGAUGAUGUGAUGGUCAUCUGACCCAGUUCCUCCUGUUUGACUGUCCAUGUAGUCGAGGUCGGAGCCAAUGGACAGUCCCUGCCUAGUUCAUCUCACCUUGACCCUGCUGGCUUUUCUGAACCCGUGUCUGAUGACACCGACUCCCAGAGUCUCCUUCCCAAUGGGCAGCGCAGGAAGGCGUCUGGUGUUGUUCAGCAGCCAUGAUGUCAGGAACACCACAACUCUGCUUCUCAGCGAAGAUGGAGAAAGGCUGUACGUAGGAGCCCGCGAUGCUGUGUUAGCGCUGGAUGUUAGCCGCAAAGACGCCAUCCUUCUGAGGAGCAAGCUGGACUGGAGCCCCUCAGAAGAAGACCUGGAAAAAUGUUCCAUGAAGGGCAAAAACAAGGUGGACUGUUCCAAUUUCAUCCGAGUUCUGCAGUUCUUGAACAGCACCCACAUGUACGCCUGUGGAACGUUCGCCUUUAGUCCCCGCUGCAUGUACAUCAACUCAGAGAAUCUCACACAGAGCCUCACUGCUGAUGAAGGAAGAGGACGCUGCCCCUAUGAUCCCUAUCAACGCAACACUGCUAUCAUUGUGGGUGGAGAGCUUUACACCGGCACAGUGGCAGACUACAGGGGAAACCGACCAGUCAUUUCCAGACACCUCAGCGAGGGCAGCCGCGUCGACCUCAAGCUGGAUGACACAUUAGGAUGGCUCGAGGAUCCAACUUUUAUCAGCUCCAAGUUUAUUCCACAAGAGCAGAAAAUCUACUUUUUCUUCAGCGAAGUGGGCAGAGAGUAUAACUUUGUGGACAAAUUUCUUGUCUCCCGAGUUUCCCAGAUCUGCAUGAGUGACAUCGGAGGCCAGCGGACUCUGCAGCGACGAUGGACCACGUUUGCCAAAGCUCAGCUGCUGUGCCAAGCUGGCAGCGAGCUGCCUUACAACGUGAUUCAGGACAUGGACAUGCUUCCACCAGCAGAGGGAGCUUCAGAGGAUGACACACUGUUUUAUGGCAUCUUCACGUCCCAGUGGGCUGUCAACAAUGGACGGUCAGCGGUGUGUGCCUUCAGCCUGACUGAGAUCAAAUCCAUUUUCUCUGGUAACUACAAGGUGCUGAACAGAGACACGCUGCAGUGGAGCACAAGGGUUCAAGACAAGGUUGCAAAUCCAGGAGAGUGCGGCCUGCACAACGCAUCGGACAAUGCUCUGCGCUUCGUCAAGGAGAAUUUUCUGGCAGAAGACAGCGUGCGUCCGGUUGGAAGGCGUCCAACCAUGGUGUCUGCAGAGCACGCCUACAGCCACCUGACUGUCCAGAGAGUCCAGGCGGCCAAUAAGAAGCUGUACACCGUCCUCUUUCUGCUUACAGAGUCCGGUCAUUUACACAAAGCAGUGCUCCUCCAGCAUGGACCCUUCAUCAUCGAGGAGCUCCAGGUUUAUCAGCCUCCUCAGGCCAUCAGGAGCCUGAAGCUGUCCGUUCCAAAGGGUAUGGUGUACGUCGGCACGUCGGAGGGGGUGGUGAGGAUUCCAACCGCUAACUGUUCGUACUACUGGACCUGUGCCCAGUGCGUUCUCUCCCGGGACCCUUUCUGUGGUUGGGACCCUGUGGGCAGGGCCUGUGUGGAGGUUUCUGAGACCCAAACCGCUCUGAGCCAGGACAUAGAUGGAGCGAAUGUCGAGGAAGCCUGUAACAGCAUUUCAUUGACGCACAGAGGCAAAUUUGGGCCAAGCAAGCUGCCCACAGCCUCGUGUCCCGCAGGCGAGCUGGUGUCCGUGUCUCUGAAUGAAGUGGUUCGGCUGCACUGUCCUGCUGCUUCGCAGCUGUCCCAGCAGCUGUGGGAGCGACCAAACAGCCGGCUGUCCUCAGACCUCUACCUCCACCUGAAGGACGGCAGUCUCAGCUUCGUGGCCACCCCAGCCACGCUGGGCCACUACCUCUGCCUGUCCACAGAGAAUGGCUACCGACAGACCAUGGCCAUUUAUCGAGUCAAGCAGAGGAGCAAUCCUGUGUCUCAGACCCCGACCGGCUACACCCGGCUUCACACGCGAGGCCAGCCCACCACUCAGGCUGCAGCCACACCUGGACUGCAAGUUUCUGUCGGGGGGGGGCCUAAAACAACAGCAUCCAGACCGGCUGAGACUAAAACCUCGCUGUCCGUCAGGAACAGUCAGGUCACCACGAAACAGCUCGGCAGAAAUGUCACUUUGUGGAUGGAGGAAUCUGGACAAACGGAAGCGGGGAUCCCCGGUGGGAAACCCGUGCACUCGGCUCGCUGCACCAGCUUCCUGAAGGAGCUGGUGGUUGUGUCCAUUCUGCUGGUUCUGUGCCUCAGUCUGCUCCUCACCAUCACUCUGUAUGUUCUUCGACAACGCUGCCGCAGAAGAACUGCUCCUGUAACAGGAAGUGUAAGCAGGAACUCUGAGAGGAGGACGCCUGAGGAGCAGGAGGCCCUCAGGGAAAAUGAGUUUGGGAGCAAACACAAUGGCCAGGCACCUCUGGGUGGACAUGCCAGUGGGCUGGUUUGUAAUGGGAAUCUUACAGACUCUACACAGAAUUUGCCAAACACCCCCUUCUGAGCCAGACUUAAAAUCACACCGGAAAUCUUCCUAUGGAACCAAAGCAGAUCUAAUUUUAUUAAUUCUCCACAUUUCAAGCUGUUCUGAAAUCUAGGAAGAACUGUGCUGACCAAUGCAAAAACCAUCUACAAAUAAGUUUUAAAAAAUUCAAAAUCUCCCCUUUAUUUCGGCAGAUUAAUAAAAGUAUUUGCCAAUGGAAGUAUAAGUAUUUUUACUCUUUAAAUACGGUAGCAGCUGUCCAAAAUGGUCCUUCAUAGU
Messenger RNA from Cyprinodon tularosa, 3241 nucleotides. RefSeq names its product sema domain, immunoglobulin domain (Ig), transmembrane domain (TM) and short cytoplasmic domain, (semaphorin) 4Ab (gene sema4ab). The coding region runs from base 497 to 2983 and encodes 828 amino acids. Gene Ontology annotation, biological process: negative chemotaxis; axon guidance; semaphorin-plexin signaling pathway. The record is from RefSeq and is a predicted model, not a curated record. NCBI's taxonomy places the organism in Eukaryota, Metazoa, Chordata, Actinopteri, Cyprinodontiformes, Cyprinodontidae. The transcript is spliced from 15 exons. Gene Ontology annotation, molecular function: chemorepellent activity; semaphorin receptor binding.